Messenger RNA from Sphaerodactylus townsendi, 2068 nucleotides. Its product is annotated as nuclear distribution protein nudE homolog 1-like. The coding region runs from base 168 to 1187 and encodes 339 amino acids. NCBI's taxonomy places the organism in Eukaryota, Metazoa, Chordata, Lepidosauria, Squamata, Sphaerodactylidae. The transcript is spliced from 9 exons. The record is from RefSeq and is a predicted model, not a curated record. Gene Ontology annotation, biological process: chromosome segregation; establishment of mitotic spindle orientation; mitotic centrosome separation. Gene Ontology annotation, cellular component: kinetochore; centrosome; kinesin complex. Gene Ontology annotation, molecular function: microtubule binding.
AUUGGAGGAGGCGCGCGGGCGGCAGCCAAUAAGGCGCGGCGCAGGGCGGGGCCGUGCGGCUUCGGACGGGAGUGGGCAGCGGCGGCCGAGAGCGGAGGCUGCAGCCGAUACGGGCCGGCGGACGGACGGAAGGGCGCGGCAGAAAAUUAUGCUGGAAGGCUUCCACAAUGAACACCCCUGGAAGACACCGGUUUGAUUCUGUGGAAGAGGAAAGAGAUUACUGGAAGGAGCAGGCCACGAAACACAAGCAGUGUGCCGAGAAUGCCCAGGAAGAGUUGCGGGAGUUUCAAGAAGGGAGCCGGGAAUACGAAGCCGAGCUGGAGGCCCAGUUGCAGCAGGUAGAAUCCCGGAACAAGGACCUCCAGUCGGAGAACAGUCGGCUUCGGAUGGAAAUUGAGGCCACAAAGGGGAAGCUGGCGGGGCAGCAGUCGGAGGGCUACCGGCAGAUCUCUACCCUGGAGGAGGAGCUGGCCCAGACCAAAGCUGCCAGGGAUCACCUGCAGAAGUACAUCCGCGAACUGGAGCAGGCAAACGAUGACCUGGAAAGAGCCAAGAGGGCCACAAUUAUGUCUUUGGAAGACUUUGAGCAGCGCAUGAACCAGGCCAUCGAACGGAACGCCUUCCUGGAGAGCGAACUCGACGAGAAGGAGAACCUGCUGGAAUCGGUGCAGCGCCUGAAAGACGAAGCCCGGGAUUUGCGCCAAGAGCUGGCCGUGCAGCAGAAGCAGGAGAAGCCAAAGGUGUCGGAGGAAGGGCCACCAGAAACAGAGCAGAUGGAGACGGACAUCCAAGCAACCAGGCUGCCACCUUCGACCCCCAGAGCCCACAGAAGGUCGAGUGUGGGACUAAGUACCCCUGCGACAUUCAGGAGAGGUUUGGAGGACAGCUACUGUGCCACCCCCCUGACACCAGCGGUCCGGAUUUCAGUUCUCAACAUUGUGGGAGACCUGCUGCAGAAAGUGGGGGCGCUGGAAUCGAAACUGGCCUCGUGCCGCCACUUUGUGUAUGACCAAACUCCUUACCGAGGUUCCUUCCCGUCACCCGUCUGUUUCGGCGGAGACGCCAUGGACCGGCGGCUGAGCAGGCCACACGGGUUGGUGACACGGCUUGAGAUGGGCACGCGGCCCAUGACUGUCCCGGUGCCUGUGGGCCUCCCACCCCAAGGAGUGGUCCAGAUGCUCCUCUGAGGGACCCCAAAGUGCGCUUCCCACUGAGAUGUGGGGCUUUUUUGUUGUUUUCUCCAACUCAUAAUAGGAUACUAACGGACAGUAACUCAUCAGUGGCAAAAGGGAAGAGGUGGGGCAGAAGACCCCUAACGGAGAGAAGAAACUUCACUGACUCCUGCCUGGCUUGGGGGUGGGGAGGGGCGGUUCAUCAGGCAGUGCCAGGACAGAGCACUGCUGAAGUACAAGGAACAACGUUCCUGCAAAGAAGGCAAGCCUGCUUUGACGUUCUACGAAGGGCAUUGCCCCACAACUUGGACACAACACACACACACACGCCGGAUAUUUGGGAUGUUCUCCCAUUGCCUCACAGCUUGGACACAACACACACACACCCAGGAUAUUUGCCUGCCCCGCUGAGCCCUAGCAGUUCAUACUGCUCCAUAUGUACGGCCACUGGACUCCGGAUCUGCGUGCAAAAAUGCACCCGUUGGCAUAAACCACUGUUGGCAAUUGCUGCAGGGAAAAGGGCGCCUCUUCUGGGGCCAGGAGAACUCGCAUCUGCCAAAUCUCAUUUUCCCUCUUUGAGGAUUUGAAUGUCAGCUGAGGGCACAGCCGGCUCUCUUUGUAAGCGCCUUCUACUUUUUUUCCCUUGGCCAACGCCCCAGAAGGACCAAGGGACACCAAAUGACCAUUUAUUUUGUUUUCUUUAAAAAAGGGAGAUCAUUUCUUUCUCUAGGCCUGCAUGCCUGGCCGUGCUGCUCUGCUGAUCUUGCAGGGCUGUGACUUGAGUCUGCCUGUGUUCAAAGGGUUCUGGAAUUUAACUUCAGGCUUCAUAACACUAGACCAGGCCGUGUUUUUGUACUGAAGCUCACGUUGUAUGAUAUAAACCAAGGUACAAAGUG